Drosophila hydei is the source of this 3169-nucleotide messenger RNA. Its product is annotated as polyadenylate-binding protein RBP45C. Gene Ontology annotation, molecular function: RNA binding. NCBI's taxonomy places the organism in Eukaryota, Metazoa, Arthropoda, Insecta, Diptera, Drosophilidae. Bases 590 to 2143 code for a protein of 517 amino acids. The record is from RefSeq and is a predicted model, not a curated record. The transcript has 9 exons.
AUAAUUAAAAAUAGAAACAAACUGGAAAAACUUAAAAGUAUUAUUGAAAUCAGCCAAGGUCGAAGCAAAAACAUCUUGUUGGUCUGUGAUAAGUGAAGGGAAGGCAAAUUUGAAUAGCAAAAAACUGCAAUAGCAAAACGGGAGGCGGCAAAUAAAUGCGAGCAUAAACCGCAAAGGAAAACUUUUGAAAUUAGUAAAAUUGUAGAAAUCAUUUAACGCAUCAAAUGAUUUCCGUAUAAUAUUAAAAAGGAACAAGCAAACAAGCAACCUACAACAACGGCAAUUAAAAGUGCGGUUUCACACAAACACGAAUAUAUAUAAAUAAACAAGCAGAAAAAAGUAAAAAAAACAAGCACAAAAAACAAGCAACAAAACAAGAUAAAUAUAAAUAUAAAAAAGUGAGCUCCGAAAAUUAUUUAGUAAAAUUUUAACACGAUUUGAUGAUACACAUCAACUGUGAGGCGGCACUUCAUUAAACAUCAAAGCGAAUUGCGUGAAACCGCAAAACGUGCAACAGCAGCAACACCAGCAACAGAAACAACAAACAGUAUCGGCAGCAGCAGCAACAGCAAAAGAAGCACUCGAAAAAAUGUUGGCAAUGCCCACGCUAAUGAUGCCAGCAACAGCACAGAUGACGCUCAGCAGUCAGCCGCUGUCGGUUGGCGCCAAGCCGUACGAGACGAAGCUGCUGGCCAUACACCAGACGCAUCUGCAGCAGCAGCAGCAACAAGCUCCGGCACAGCAGCAACAGCAGGCCCAGCAUCAGGUCAAUGUUAAGCAGCAGCAAUCGUCUCAGCAAAUGUCCAUUGUUACGACUCAGCAGCAGCAGCAUCCGCAGUCCCAAUCGCCGCAUCAGCAGCAGUCGCAGCAGCAAGCAGUCGCAGCAGCCGCAGCAGCUGCCGCUGCAGCCGCUCAUCAUCAGCAGCAGCAGCAAGCAGCCGUCGCUGCUGCAGUCUGUGCCGCCCAGCAGCAGGCGGUGGCCGUGCAACAGCAGCAGCACCAGCAGCAGCAGCAGCAACAGCAACAGCAACAAUACCAAAUUCACUCGCAGCAACAGUCGCCGCAGCAGGUGCUUAGCGUGUCGCCCAAGCAGGAACAAUUCCACAUCUUUGUGGGGGACUUGAGUUCAGAAAUUGAAACUCAGCAAUUGCGCGAAGCGUUCACACCAUUCGGCGAAAUCUCCGAUUGCCGCGUGGUGCGCGACCCACAAACAUUGAAGUCGAAGGGCUAUGGAUUCGUAUCCUUCAUUCAGAAAUCGGAAGCUGAGAGCGCCAUUACGGCCAUGAAUGGGCAGUGGCUGGGCUCGCGCUCAAUUCGCACGAAUUGGGCCACACGGAAACCGCCGGCAAGUAAAGAGAACAUCAAGCCGUUAACUUUCGAUGAGGUCUACAACCAGAGCAGUCCCUCCAAUUGCACCGUUUAUGUGGGCGGCGUUAACAGCGCCCUCACCGCACUCAGCGAGGAGGUGCUGCAGAAAACAUUCGCACCCUACGGCGCGAUACAGGAAAUACGCGUCUUCAAGGAUAAGGGCUACGCAUUUGUGCGCUUCUCUACCAAGGAGGCAGCCACCCAUGCCAUCGUCGGUGUGCACAACACCGAGAUCAAUGCACAGCCGGUGAAGUGCUCCUGGGGCAAGGAGAGCGGUGACCCCAAUAAUUCCCAGACUAUGGCCAGUCAGGCAUUAAACAGCGCUGCUGCCGCUGCCGCCGGUUUUCCAUAUGGCGUGAGCGCCGCUGCAGCCGCCGCUGCCGCCUACGGGCAACAGCUGGCCGCCACUGGGUGCUGGUAUUCGCCGACGCCCACUUAUCCGGCCUCGUCGGUCACCGCAGCCGCUGCAACACCUGCUGCAGCGGCGGCCAACGCUGCGGCUGUUCAGAAUCAGUUCCUGCAGGGCAUUCAGGGCUACCACUUCAGCCAGUAUGGAGGCUAUCAGCAGGGCUACAUGGGAAUGGGCGUGCAAAUACCAGCCACUUGGCAAGGCGUCACCCAGGCCCAGAUCUCGCCGGCACAGCAGUUGGCAACGGGCGUUGCAGGCACUGCAAUACCACAGGCCGCCGGCGUCGUUGCCUAUCCCAUACAGCAGUUCCAAGUGAGCCCCCAGUUGCCAGAAGAUGAAUGGUUAGCUGCAAAUUUAUUGUGUUAGAAACAAAGCCCAUAUCCGAAUUAUGCAAAUAUAAUUACAGAUGACACCCGUGUGUUUCACAGGUCUUUACAAUUAGAAGAUUACCUGCAAUACCUUCCCUUUUUUGCUGUGGCUCAGGUCGAGUCCAUUCUCAGUCUAUAUGCUUCGACUGUAGGCGGGAAUUGGCCAGCUUCGACUGAAGGCCUUGCCAAAUUGCGUGGGUAAUCGCAGAAGGCGAGUUUUAAGGGCUUGUGAAAUGCGUAGGCGGUAGGGGAUUAGCUGGCACUAGGGGAAACGCCCAAUGCACACACAAGUACAUUCAUAUACUCAUACUUAUAUAGACGUACGUUCAAUGAAUACAAUCAAAAUAUGCCAUCGAAUGAUAUUAAUUGAUAUUAGCCAUAAUAAAUGCAAAUUCGUAAUCUAAAUACGUAUACAUAGCAAUUAUAUGAGCGCAUUACCAAUUCGCUACACUAAAACCAAGCAAACCAAAUCAAACCAAACCAAAAAUAAUAUAAUACAAAUGCAAAUUCCGAAGAUCCUGUUUCAUUUUAUGCAUGUCCAGCCAUGCCUAAGCACAGCAGCAAAAGCAAAAGCAAUUAAUUCAAGCCAGCGAGACAGGAAGAGUGCGUCGACAUGAUUGAAUAACUGAAUCAUACUCGUAUGAGCAGAUGCCCCUUAAGUACACAUUUACCAGAUAGUAUAAGACCAGCUGAGCCAUCAUCAUCGGGCUCUAGGUACUGCUCGAUGUUUAUAGUUCAGACAGCCACGCCUGCACGCCGCCCCUGUUUGAUAGUGCGUUCGUCUGAGAGGAAUAUAUACAUAUAUAAAUCGUAGUUCAGUAAAAGUUUAAAACAGAUUUAGUCGUAACACACACACACAUACAGCCACACACACAUUAGUACACAGACAUGCAACGGCUUAUGUAAUAAGUAUUGAAAACAAAACAUGGAAAAAGUAUGCUUACAUAAUGUAUAUGUAUGCAUAUUUAAAUAUAUACAAAUAGCUUAGUGGCAUAUGUAACUUAGUGUAAAUAUACACACCCAA